Lolium perenne is the source of this 1376-nucleotide messenger RNA. RefSeq lists its product as uncharacterized. NCBI's taxonomy places the organism in Eukaryota, Viridiplantae, Streptophyta, Magnoliopsida, Poales, Poaceae. The record is from RefSeq and is a predicted model, not a curated record.
AAUCCGCAAAUCGCCGCGAAAUUCCUCCGCUUCCGAAAACGGAACAGACCGCCGCGCAGAAGGGACAAACCACCCCACCGACCCUUUCCUCUCCGGGGAGGUGGCGCUGCGGCGCACGGCGGGAAAGGCGAGCGAACCCCUCUCAAAAACAGCAAGAAAGCAUUCGUCUUGAAAGCAGCCGAGCGAGGAGCCGAAGUCCAAGGCUAGCUAUCCCUCCCCCGCGUAUACGUACGGGAGCAUAGACCGAUCGCGAUGGCACGACGGAAGCCGCCGUCGCAGAGCGGAGCCGGGAGCGCCGAGGGCCAGACGGCGCCGCUGAAGCGGGGGCCGUGGACGGCGGAGGAGGACGAGCUGCUGUCGCGGUUCGUGGAGCGGGAGGGGGAAGGGCGGUGGCGCACGCUGCCGCGGCGCGCGGGGCUCCUGCGGUGCGGCAAGAGCUGCCGCCUCCGGUGGAUGAACUACCUCAGGCCGGACAUCAAGCGCGGCCCCAUCGCCGACGACGAGGAGGACCUCAUCCUCCGCCUCCACCGCGUCCUCGGCAACCGGUGGUCGCUGAUCGCCGGGAGGCUGCCGGGGCGCACGGACAACGAGAUCAAGAACUACUGGAACUCGCACCUUAGCAAGAAGCUCAUCGCCCAGGGCCUCGACCCGCGGACGCACAUGCCGCUGCCGCCUGCUGCUGCUUCUGGCAAGACGGCAGCGGCUGGUCGCUCCCACGCAAUCGCGGCAGCUCCAGCUCCUGCUGCUGCCGACAAGACGGUGGCGGCGCUCGAACCGCCGCAGACACCGCCUCCGUCAGCAACGAAACCAACCUCGACGGCCGAUGGAACCGGAUGCGACCGCCGUGACAGCCCAGCCGACGGAGGCGACGACGACUUCGCAUUCGCAGCAACGAUGAGCCUCAACGCCCAGGGCUUCGACGGAUUCGAUGACCAGUUCAUUGCGGAGUACGGUGGUGCAGUUCGUGGAGGCGGCUUCGACGGCGUCAUGGCGUGUCCGAUGGUGGACGACGACACGUUCACCUCGUUCCUCGAUUCUUUGAUCAGCGACAAGCAGUUCAACGGCUACCUCGCCGAGGGCGACGCCGCUGAUCACAAGGAUGCGAAGAACGAUCAGGGUGGCGCGCACUAGCUGACGAUCUCAGAGUGUCGCACAGUAUUCAUGGUAUAUGCACUGUUAAGUGGUAAAUAACCACCAAUCAGCUGACUAGUGAAUAAGUUGAUCAUGAGCAGCUUGAUACUAGUAUACUGACUGGUCUGUGGUGAUGUUUAUGCGAUGAAAAUUACGAGCAUGUGUAUGCAUUUCAAUUGCAAAGCCACUAGUGAUGUGAUGAAAGAUGCUGAAUUAAUGUGUUCACCUGCUAGUGCUACUCGCUC